Molecule: messenger RNA, 1122 nt
Organism: Strongyloides ratti
Lineage: Eukaryota; Metazoa; Nematoda; Chromadorea; Rhabditida; Strongyloididae
Product: N-acetyllactosaminide beta-1,3-N-acetylglucosaminyltransferase
Exons: 3
Coding region: 1-1122 (373 amino acids)
Source: RefSeq, a predicted model, not a curated record
AUGAAAAGUUUUAUUUUAUUUUUACUUACUAUAUUUGUAUUUAUUGUUACAUCAAGUCAAUCAUCAUACUCACCAUCAUGGAAAAAUUAUUAUAAUAAUUUUUUAUUAGAAUUGCCUGGUAACAACAAUUUUAGAUGUUACUUAUAUCAUAAUGAAUAUAUUACUUGUCCAAAUGUGAUAAAACAAUCACAUUAUAAAUAUGAAAGAAUUUCCCUUAUUCUUCAUAUUAGUAGUGAUCGUAAUUUUCAUGAGGUAGAAAAUCAUUUAAAAAAUUAUGAUGGUCCAAUUUCAUUAGGUAUAUAUAUGAAAUCUUCAUUUUCAAAUAAAGAAAAAACUAUUGAAAUAUAUAAAUUGUUAAAGGCAUAUGCUAAAAAAUAUUCUAAACUAUCUGUACAUUUUAUUUUUAAAAUUUCUAGAAAAAAAAAUUAUUAUAAUUAUUUAACGUUAUCUGAAUAUCCAAUAAAUGUUAUAAGAAAUAUUGCUAGAAAACAUUCAGCAACAAGAUAUAUUGUAAUUGCAGAUAUAGAUCAUAUGUUUUCAAAAAAUUUUGAAACAAAAAUGUUAAAAGUAGCAAAAGUUUAUUUAAAAGAAAAUUAUAAUAAUGUUCUUGUAUAUAGAAUUUUUGAAGUUGAAAGUAAAAAUUUAAAAUCAGGACCAAAAAAUAAGGGUGAAUUAAAAAAAUUAAUGAGUAAUAAUAAAGCUUCUGUUUUUCAUCCUUAUAAUAAGAAAGGGCAUUAUAUACCAUAUUUAAAACAAUGGUUUAAAAAAAAUGAUACUACAAAUCCAGGAAUACAAUUUGAGGCAACAUAUAACAGAGCUCAAUGGGAACCACAAUUUGUUUCAUUAAGAAAUAUUCCCUUUCAUGAUGAAAAUUUUCAAUAUCUUCUUCGUGAUAAUAUGCAUCUUAGAUGGGAAUUAUGUAGAGCUAAUUAUAGUUUUCUAGUUGUUAAUGAUGUAUUUAUGUAUCAUUUAGGAAGAAAAAAAAAUGGUGAAAAAAAUUUAAUAGAUAAAAUACGUUAUCAUCUUAAUGGAAAAAAUAAAAACAUUAUGAAAAAAUUUGAGAUAAGAAUGCAAAAAUUAUAUCCUAUAACAAAAAAUAAAUGUCCAAAUAUUUGGAUUUAA